UUCAAGCUAACCAUAUUAAUACCUAAGAUCAGAUUCUAACAUGCAGCAAGUUUAUCGAAGCCUCGGACCAAAGCGCUUAAGUAUCACAAUUUCAGCUGAGUGAAUCCUGUUAGCAGUCGGCUCUGCUUCAUGGAGUCUGUGGUGGCAAGAUGUGUGAAUCUGAAAUCCGUACAAUUGUCCACGAUUUACAAGACGCAUUGUGAAGCUGCAGCACCGAUGGAGCUAAGCAUGAGUAGAUCAACGAUACCUGGCGCGAGCAUCAGCAGUCACCGAGCUCGUGAACUUCGUGUUUCACUCUCCAGAACACUCGGCCGCAAGCCGUUUCCUGGUGCGCCAGUGAAUGGCUGCGUUGGUAUGUUGCAUGAGACAGCCGGGACCGCAUCAGCUGACAGUUGUGCAGAUCUGAGCCAGACGAAGAGGAGGAUCGAACUUCCCCCUGAACUGAAUCCUGAGGUAAUGCCCAAGCAUGUUGCUCUUAUCUUAGAUGGCAACAAUCGUUACUCGAAGGCGAGAGGCGUGAGGGGAAGUGAAGGCUUCGAAGUUGGGCUCAAGAAGAGUCUCAAAGACGCUGUGAGAGUCAGCGUUGAUUGGGGAAUCGAGAUACUCACACUCUUUUACUUUUCUUACGACAAUUGGAAUCGAGAAAAGGUUGAAGUUGAAACAAUAUUUGGGCUUUUCGAGAUAUAUCUGAUCAAGUACAGAGAAGCCGUAAUGAGGUAUAACAUUCAGUUUUCGGUCAUGGGCACCCCAGAGAGAUUUCCUGAGACUUUGCAAAAACUGGUGGCUAAGGUGACGGAAGAGUCUCGCAACAACAAGGGACUGAAGGUUGUUGUGGCAGCCGGGUACGGUGGAAGACAGGACAUUCUUCAAGCUACGCAAAGAAUAUCUCAACUGGUGGCUAACACAGAACUCUCCAUCGAUGAGAUAACACUGGAGGUGUUCGAGUCACACCUCAUGACAAAAAACGUGAAUCCAUCCAGUGUUGAUCUUAUGAUUCGAACAAGCGGAGAGCAGAGAAUUAGCAACUUCCUUCUAUGGCAGACGGCGUGGACCGAGUUUGUAUUUUUGAAGGAAAACUGGCCCGAGUUUAGACGUGAUUCGAUGAAGAAUGCGCUAAUCAGUUACCAGUCUAGGGACCGAAGGCUUGGUCUAAGACAGACCAAGUUCUGAAUCAAAUCAAUUGCAGAUACAUCGCAAGAAGUGCAGCAUAUCUUCACAACGAAGUUCUUAUUAGAGCUAGACAAGAGAAAGCGUGAGACUGGUUCAGCAUACUAUGGAAACAUUGUCAAUGGAAGUGUAAGACAGGAAGCGUAUGGUUGUGCUACUCUCUAUCUUUCUAUUCAUCGUGUUGGCAGAUAGAGGAUGCGCACAGCAGCAGUCACACUUCUGACUGCGAUUAAAGGGGAAGAACCCAGUGGACUUCUAUAAGUUUUUAUUACUAAAGACUCGCUGAUUAUUUAUAGAACCUCACGA
Messenger RNA from Marchantia polymorpha subsp. ruderalis, 1473 nucleotides. NCBI's taxonomy places the organism in Eukaryota, Viridiplantae, Streptophyta, Marchantiopsida, Marchantiales, Marchantiaceae. The record is from the annotation of a GenBank genome assembly.